Molecule: messenger RNA, 1500 nt
Organism: Papilio polytes (common Mormon)
Lineage: Eukaryota; Metazoa; Arthropoda; Insecta; Lepidoptera; Papilionidae
Product: tektin-B1-like
Exons: 7
Coding region: 173-1264 (363 amino acids)
Biological process (GO): cilium assembly; cilium movement involved in cell motility
Cellular component (GO): microtubule cytoskeleton; nucleus
Source: RefSeq, a predicted model, not a curated record
UAUACCUAUUUUUGAAAAACCCCAUCCAAGAGUCACUGUACUAGAUUGGACUCGAAAUAUUCAAAGACUUCAGAAUGAGGCCAGGGUGCGUAGGUUUGAUUCGUACGAAUUGAGACAGAGGGCGAAUCAGCUUCGUAAUGAAACAUCCGUUACUACCUAUUGGGAUAACUACAUGAACAAUGAUCUAUUGAGGGACAGGAUAUUCGAAGUGCAAUCAUGGAGGGAGAAACAGAGAUUUACAAGUGAAUGUGUACGAGAUGAAAUUAGAGUUUUAAGAGAAGAAAAGAACUCUACGGAGCUACUUUUAGAACAUUUGCAGGUGCCGUUGAUGGUUGUGUCUCAAUGUCUCUCAAAUAGGGACCAAAGAGUACCUUCAGAAUUAACUACAGAUCAAUUAGGAGAAGAAUUAAGAAAGGAACUCCAUAUAAUCGAGAACAGUAAACGCGUCUUAACGGACGUUUGUCACAUGGGCUGGGAGAAGAUCAAUGAGUUACAGAAUGUUUUCUGUAGACUGGAACGUGAGAUACAGAAUAAGGACGAAACGUUGCAACUGGAAUACAAUGUUAAAGAUUUGAAUAGAGAAUGUUCCAAUAUUUCCUACCAAUUGGACCCUACAAGAAUUCCGGCCGAAUCAAUGUCUGAAGAGAGCUACGUGUACUGCAUAGAAAAUACAAUAAAAAUCGCCAACCAAUUGAUGACAGAAUCCAAAGAGCUAAGAGAGACAAUGUUUAAAAGCCGGGAACAAGCCAAGAACCAGAUGUACGCACAGUCACAAGAAGUCGAGAUGUUCAUGAGGAGACGCGUCUACGAUAUACAAAGGGCUAGGAAUGAAAUGGAAUGGCAGAAGACUAAGCUGGAAUCAAACUUACGAAAGGUAGACAGAGAGAUAGAGUGUCUGCGAGCGGCGGUCGCGGACAAAAUAAAUCCGACAAAGUUAGUGGAAACAAGAUUGGAAAUGCGCACGCGCAGACCGGUACUCGAAAGGGUUCAGGAUAUACCGAUGCGCGGAUUGAUAGAAGAAUAUGAACGGGUCCAUACGAGUUCUAAUUUGUUGGAGAAAAAACUGGAAGAUGCAUUGACGACAUACCACGGAAUGUACAAUCACUACCAGCGAGUGGUCAAGGACUUGGAGUACAAGAACCAGGCGCUGGAGACGGACAGACGGCUCAUAGAGAUACGCCAGCCGCUGCACGGACCCAACGAAACAGAGCUCAAACGCAACGUCGGUUACUGCCGUCUAGCAGAUGAAUUGAUACCCGAAUGAACACUAUAUUCCGGAAAUCUUUAUGGUUUAGUGUUGCCCUUUGACAAAAUUUUUACAUUUUUACAUUAGACAGAAUUGUUUUACGAAAUUGUAGAGGUAGGAUAAGAUAGCUGCAAUUUCAUUUGUUUGUAAAAGCUUAAAUUGGACAAAACACAAAAUCGGUUUUAUCUAGUGGAUCCGGUAAUGGAUAAAAAAUAAAACGCCAUUAUCAUUUAAGAAUUUACAUUUUUUUAAUA